This is a messenger RNA of Sesamum indicum (sesame), 2159 nucleotides long. Its product is annotated as ankyrin repeat-containing protein At5g02620. The record is from RefSeq and is a predicted model, not a curated record. Lineage: Eukaryota; Viridiplantae; Streptophyta; Magnoliopsida; Lamiales; Pedaliaceae. Gene Ontology annotation, molecular function: protein binding. Gene Ontology annotation, cellular component: plasma membrane.
AUAUGAUUCAGAGUACAUAUAUAUAUAUAUACAUAUAUACAUAUGUACGCAUAUAUAUAUAUAUAUAGGUUCAUUUGUUUAUUUGUAUAUAUAUGAGAUUGAUGUGUAUGCAAAGCUUUUGUUGCAUACAUGUGCCUUUGAUGGCCCCAUUAUCUUAGACUCUACCUUUUUUAAUUCAUCCUGACUUUUUUCUCUUUUCCUUUGUUGAAAAAAGACUGCCUAAAUUUCUGAUUUUUCUUACAUCUUCUUUUGUUACAAACUAGAGAUUUAUGGCCCUUUUGGUUUUAAAAAUGGAGGGGGGAAAAAGGUGGCUGCUCUUCCUUCACAACCAAGGGAGUUGAAUUGGGAUUCAUUGAUAAGAAUGAGGAGUUUUGAAGAUGAUGAAUAAGAAAGAGAAAGGCAUGUUUGUUGUAGAUUAGGAUAGGUUGAUGAGGUGAGAUUUUGGGCUGUUUUCUGCAGUAAAAAUGGAGGUUGCAUCAUCUGGGCCUACUCCGACGACACCCCGGAAGAAGAUGACCAAGCAGUUGACGGGGAAACGGGACGACACCGAGCUGCACGCUGCAGCUCGUGCAGGGAACAUUGUUGCGAUAAGGGAUGUCAUUAAUGGUGCUGGAGAGGAGGAAUUGGUGGAACUGUUGGCUAAGCAGAACUCGGCAGGGGAAACACCCUUGUACGUGGCUGCGGAGUACGGGUACUAUGAGGUUGUGAGGGAGAUGAUCCAGUACUAUGAUAUGGCAGCUGCUGGAAUCAAAGCCAGGAAUGGUUUUGAUGCACUUCACAUUGCUGCCAAACAAGGCGAUUUGGAAGUGGUGAAGGUGCUGAUGGAGGCUCAUCCAGAGCUAUCUAUGACGGUUGACAUGGCAAACACAACGGUGUUGCAUACGGCUGCAGCACAAGGGCGCAUGGAAGUUGUGAAUUAUUUCUUGGAUGCAGAGAGCAGCCUGGCUGCUAUAGCUAGAAGUAAUGGGAAAACGGCGCUGCAUUCUGCAGCAAGAAACGGACAUGUAGAGGUUGUUAAGGCCCUUUUGAGUAAGGAGCGGGGGAUGACUGCACGAACUGAUAAGAAAGGGCAGACGGCUCUCCACAUGGCCGUUAAGGGUCAGAACCUUGAGGUGGUGGAGGAGCUGAUCAGAGCGGAUCCUUUGACGCUUAAUAUGGUGGAUACUAAGGGUAACACACCGUUGCACAUAGCCUCUCGGAAAGGCAGGUCUCAGAACGUUGAAAAGCUGCUAAGCAAUAAAGAAAUUGAUACGAGAGUUGUCAACAGGUCUAAUGAAACAGCCAUCGACACAGCAGAGAAAAUGGGGAAUUCUGAUAUCGCAGCCAUUCUUAGGGGGCACGGCGUUCUGAGUGCCAGGGCGAUCAGUCCGCAGUCGACCAAUCCAGUACGAGAGCUGAAGCAAACGGUGAGCGACAUAAAGCAUGAAGUCCACAACCAGUUAGAACACACACGACAAACGAGAAAACGUGUGCAAGGCAUCGCCAAACGCAUCAACAAGAUGCACGCAGAGGGGCUCAACAACGCAAUCAACUCCACGACCGUUGUGGCUGUGCUCAUAGCCACCGUUGCUUUUGCAGCUAUUUUCACGAUUCCUGGACAAUACGUCGAUGACGCCAGAAGCAUCCCUGACGGACAGGUGCUAGGUGAGGCUCAUAUCGCACCAAAAGUACCGUUCAUAAUCUUCUUCAUCUUUGACUCAAUCGCGCUAUUUAUUUCCCUGGCCGUUGUCGUGGUGCAAACGUCAAUUGUGGUUAUAGAGAGCAAAGCCAAGAAGCAGAUGAUGGCAAUCAUAAACAAACUAAUGUGGCUGGCCUGCGUGCUUGUCUCUGUGGCAUACCUGGCCUUGUCGUUCGUCGUGGUAGGCAACCGCGAGAAGUGGCUAGCUAUUGGAGUGACGAUUAUAGGAACGAGUAUUCUGGUUACAACAUUAAGUAUAAUGUGCUACUGGGUAGUUAUGCAUCGGAUCGAGUCCAGCAGCAUGAAGGGCCUCCGGAAGGAUUCUCUGGGCAGCAGAUCAAGAUCCGGGUUGGCUUUGAUACCAUCGGAAACAGAGGCUUUGAACAGUGAGAAGAAAAUGUAUGCAAUCUGAGAAACCUCCCUAACAAAAAUGUCAUCUUCUUUUGCAUAUUAAUGGCAGUUGCUCUGUGUUGUGCAGUCA